AAAUGUUGUAAAUCAGAACUUACAACUGAUCUUAAAAACAAACAACAUCCUAACUCACUUAUGAAAUGUUACGUAAGCCAAGGAAGCGGGAAAUGAUGCUAGGUUUCCUGAUUGCUUGGACUCGACCAAUAAGACCAGUGUGGAGGGAAGAACCCAGUUUCUACCGGGAGGGAAAUGCUUUCUAGUCUGUGUUACCACAGAGGGAUAUAAAGAAGAAAGAUUUACUUAAAGUGAAGAAAAGUUUAUUUUCAUUAGAUAGAUAGACAUGGUGUACUAUUAAUAAAAAUAUAGGCAUAGGUAUAGGCUACUUACUGACAGAUACAUUUUCUUGUUACAUUUGGAAGCAUUGAUGGUGUCUUUCCAGAUGUGCAAGCUGCCCAUUUCAAAGGAAUUAACACACCCCCAUACCAUCAGAGAUGCAGGCUUUUGAACUGAGCACUGAUAAAAAGUUGGAUGGUCCCUCUCCUCUUUAGUCCUCUUUAGUUUAGAGGACACAGCAUCCAUGGUUUCAAAAAAGAAUUUCAAAUUUAGAUUCGUCUGACCACAGAACAGUUCUCCACUUUGCCUCAGUCCGUUUUUAAAUGAGCUUUGGCCCAGAGAAGGCAGCGGCGUUUCUGGAUCAUGUUCACAUAUGGCUUCUUCUUUGCAUGAUAGAGCUUUAACCAGCAUUUGUGGAUGGCAUGGUGAACUGUGUUCACAGACAAUGACUUCUGGAGGUGUUUCUGAGCCCAUGCAGUGAUUUCCAUUACACUCAUUUAAUGCAGUGCCACCUGAGGGCCCGAAGAUUAAGGGCACACAAUACUGAUUUUCACCCUUGUCCCUUGCGCACAGAGAUUUCUCCAGAUUCUCAGAAUCUUUUGAUGAUGAUAUGUACUGUAGAUGAUGAGAUAUUCAAUUUUACAUUGAGGAACAUUAUUCUGAAAUUGUUCCACAAAUUGUAAACACAGUUUUUCGCAGAUUGGUGAACCUCUGCCCAUCUUUACCUCUGAAAGACUCUGGCUCUCUAAGAUACUCUUUUUAUACCCAAUCAUGUUACUGACCUGUUGUCAAUUAUUAACCUCCAGCUAUUUCUUUUUAGUAACUCUUACUUUUCCAGCCUUUUGUUGCCCCGUCACAAAGUUUUUGAGACGUGUCGCGGCCAUCAAAUUCAAAAUGACCUCAUAUUUUUUUUUAUUUUUAUAAAUGGUACAUUUACUCAGUUUAAACAUUUGAUAUGCUUUCUAUGUUCUGUUGUGAAUAACAUAGGUUUAUGAGAUUUAUAAAUCAUUGCAUUCUGUUUUUAUUUACAUUUAUUUACAUUUAACACUGCGUCCUAACUAAUACAUUUUUUACACACACAUUUAUUUAUUUAUUUAUUUAUUUAUUUAUUUAUUUGGAAUGGACAUUUUGGUCGUUUUGCCUAGGUAAUUACUUAGGAGAACUACAUUGUUGUCUAUGUUCAUAUACUGUAUGUAACAUGGACGUCCUUUGCUUCUGCAAAGCAUCAUAUCCACCAUUUUCCUGAACGUGGAAGUCUUGUCUGGCUCACGCCGGAAGCCUGUUUUACAUUUCUGGUCUCCGGUAUUCACAGCCAAAUUAGCAUAUGUUAUUAGCUAAUAACGUGAUGUUAAACGUGUGAAAAUGGCUAAAAAAUGCAUAGUGCUGACACUUUACAGUGUCAUGAUAACCAUCUUUUGACAGUGCCUCACCUGUCAAAGUUUAACUGGGUAGAUGACAUGAGGCUAUGGCUCAAGGUUAGCUACGUUGAUAUAAUUAACUACUUCGUUUUCUCUGACGGCAUUGAUGGUAACUAGCUUUCUGACUGAGUGACUAGCUUUUGCCACUUGGUAACAAGUGGGCCUUCAUAUCCUAGAUACGGUUCCAGACCGGGUGAAGUUCGGAGGGCUUUUUGUCCAAAAAAUAAUAAGAGCACACAAACCUCCUUUGGGGGGUAUUAUAACUUCAAUAUUAAAAAAAAACCAUGCUCGUUUCCUCUCACCAGUAUUUGGAAUAGAAUGCAAGGCAUAUGGUGCCAGACACAGACAUUCUGUUUUGGGUUUGCUGGUGCUCAAAACAAGUAUUUUCCAGGAAUCCCUAAAGUUUAUUGCUGCUGAGGUGUGUCAUGUAAACAGGGUUGGAGAUGGAUGCAAGUGCAGUUAAAGCUUUUAAUGAGAGGCAGGCAGAUGAAUCCAAAACGUGAGGCAAUAGCAAUAUGCAGAAUAAACUAGGCUAGGCAAGGAGCAAAAUGAGAAACAAGGAACAGGAUCAAAAACCAUGAGACGAGAAACAAAGGACAGAAUGACUCAGUAGAGUACUGGUGGCAAAACACAGAAACAAUAUUUCACAUGGAAAAGACACACAGGGUUUAAAUAUACAAUGAAAUCAAAGGGCACACCACGAAACAGCUGCGACAUUAGGAAAGAACCAAUAACAUAACAGAGGUGGGGACAGGAUAGAAACCAAAACAAAACACACCAGUCAAAAGUAAACACAGUUAAUGACAACCUGGAAGUGCGUGCUGUCGCAGAGGGGAAAUCCUGAAAAACACUCCCCUCCGGCAGUCCUGGCCCUCUGUGCAAAAAUGUCCACACAGAACUCAUAAUCCUGAGGCAGGCAUUGUCUUAGCAAUGGGGCAUACAGGUUGAAAGCAAGUGGUGAGUUGGUGACAGGCUCACCAGGGUCAGAUGGCUGGGCUGGGACAUGAUCGCCUUAGUCCUUAGGCGUGAACCAGGCGCGAGAGUCCUUGGUAGGCUGUCUUGUUGGCCUAUGACUGGAACAUGGCUUGGUGGGCUGUCUCAUCGGCCUCUGACUGGAACGUCUGGAGAUGAGGUCGCCACGUUGACCUCUGGCUGGAGCUCUGCAGGGGAGACCACCUCGUGUGUCUCAGGCUGGAGCUUUGGAGCUAAGGUCACCACAUUGACCUCUGGCUGGAGCUCUGCGGGGGAGACAACCUCAUGGGUCUCGGCUGGAGCUCAGGUGCUCCGGCACUCAGUGCGAGGGGAAAUCCGUGACAUUGUGGCAGCCAACGACAGCACAGCUUGACACUUACUAACAUUCAAAGUUUCUGUCUAAGUAAUUCAGUCGCUCUUUUUAAACAGUUUUAAUAAGGAUUCUUAUAGAGACCGGAACAGAAAAACAGUACAUCUGAAAUUGUAAUCCAUCAUGGUGGCACUCAUUGGUUUCUCAGGAAAAAAGUGGAUAUUGUCAUAAUGUGAAGACCCGCUGGCCAAAAUCAGUAAAUUAUUGCAGAGAAAGCACGUCUCUCUGCUUUUUCCCCGUUCACCGUAAUUAUAGUAGUAUGCUGUUUUUGUAGUAUGUAAUAUGUUUAAUGUAGUAUGAAAUUAUUAUACUACUACUGUUUGCAUGGCUGAAAACGUGCAAAAACUAAAGCAGAAAAAUGGAGAAACAAAACCGUACGAUCAUCGUUUUAACCAUCAAUCAUUGAUGUCUCUUCCGAGUACUCGUACCAAUGUGUGUGUGUGUGUGUGUGUGAUCAAGGCUUCCAUUUUAAAAAUAGAAAUAUAAUCACAGUCUUGCCAGUGGCUCAAAGUCCCACUAUCCCCCACGCUUCACCAUGGGCACUGUUAUUCAGCAUGAAAAUAUGAAAAAGUAAACUGUUUUCAUAUUUGUAGACCUCACAGAAGAGUCCACUUUGUCACAGCACAUAGUAAAUUAAUCAUUUGCUAUGAAUCUGUAUCAGUGGUCAAUACCUUUAUACCUGUAUGUAUACUGUAUCUCUCUCUCUUUCUUUACCUAACAGGCUGCAUGUAAUAAACAAUAUCUCCUCAGAAGAAUAAGGAUUGGAGAAAAUAAAUGUUCAGUUGUGUGAAAAUGACUUCAGUGAAGUACCUCAUGUAUGACACAUUACAUUCAUAACAUUUCAUUCGUAUAGGCAGACAAUUAAUAUAGUAUUGACCCUGCAAUGUAGGGGUUUUAACUGCAAAGAAAUUGUAUUUUUUGGACUCAUGUUUGAAAUAAAAACACCAGCCCACAAAUAUUCUGCUUUGCUCGAAAAUUUACUUUAUCUUAUUCACUAACUCAGUGAGGAUGCCUGUCUCAGCCCAUGUGAAUUACAAUAUUUAAUUAAAGUAGUGUAUCGUGACGAGCACAGCCUCUGGCAUUACAUUGCUCUACUGCUUUAAAGCUACAUGGUGCAAUUUGUCUCUUACUCAGUAUGAACAUCCCUCAAAAUACAUCCAUGGACCUUAUGUUUAAAAAAAGGUAUCAUACAAUCUCUGCACUUAAUGUUUAACUGUCGCUGAGGUUUGGGGUUCACAGAACGAUCAUAUAUUUUUUCUGGAUGCUUUCCUUGUGAUGAGAGAUUGAGCCUCUGUCCCAUGAGACCUCAUCAGAUGAAAAGACUGUACUGUGUGUGUGUGUGUGUGAGAGAGAGAGAGAGAGAGAGAGAGAGAGAGAGGGGAGAAACAAGUGUACGUGUGCAUGUGUGUGAGCAUAAAAUAGACCUGCAGAGUGCAAGCUAGAGGAAAAGAGGAUCUUCCUUGUGGAGGAUGAUAGCGCUGCUGCCUGUCCUUCCCAUGCUAAAUGAUUUACUUCAGUAGGAUCUGACCUCUGUGUUCUGUCAUUUGGUACUGUUUCUGUUCGACAUCAUUAGCUGUUGGAAACUGGGCUGGGCUUUUGGAAGUGCUUCUCAUUUUGGUUUAUUUCCUCUAUGUCUGUUCAUGGGUGUAUGCAGAAAGGCACAGAACAGCAGAGGAGAGGGAAAAAAAGGCGAUAGACAGAGAGUCUAUCAUGUGUGUACUAUAACUGAACAGCAGGAGCAGCAGACAGAGUUGGAAGGGGGGGUUUCAGACAAAAGCUGCAGACACUGUUCGCUCACCGACCACAACGAGCAACCAAAGACAAAAGAAGAAGGAGAAUCUAUUGAACGUAAGACUCAGGCUCUUUGCCUCCUUAUUGUCAGGAUUCCAUGAGCCACUGGCACCACGUUGAGGGCAUAUAGGAUGUCUGUGUCAGGGAAGAAGGAAUUUGAUGUAAAACAGAUCCUUAGACUUCGCUGGCGCUGGUUCAGUCAUUCCACUCAGACAUCAGCAGGAAAUGUGGGGUACAUUCAGCAAGAGGGAUUUGAGCAUGGGGGGACACCAAUCCAGAGCCGCCUAAAGAGUCACUCACGGGAUAGAGGAGGACUUCGUAAAAGCAACAGCCCAGUGCACAGCAUUCUGUCUCCCACCCCUGGUUCAACACCUGUCUAUGUCAGGACAGGCAGUCAAUCAUGGCACCAGCAGAACAUCAUCCAGCACCUCCAGGCCAGCGAGGAAUCUCCGAAAAACAGUUCUCCGUCUAGUGCCAGUAAAGAGAAUGGCAAGAUCAGCCAGGAGAAUUUAAAGAGCAACCCAGAGGAGUGCCCUGAGGAGGAAGCCACUGACAGGUUGACUCUGAGUAGUUACUCUAGGAUGAGCUCCAAUUGUUCAGAUGAGUUCUUCCAGGCCACGAACCACGCGGAACAGACCUUCCGGAAGAUGGAGACUUACCUGCAGCACAAGCAGCUGUGUGAUGUGCUUUUGAUAGCUGGCGAUCACAAGAUCCCUGCACAUAGGCUUGUUUUAAGCGCAGUUUCAGACUACUUCGCUGCCAUGUUCACCAACAAUGUGCGGGAGGCAAAACAGGAUGAGAUCAAAAUGGAAGGUGUUGAUCCGGAUGCACUGAGAUCAUUAGUUCAUUUUGCAUACACUGGUGUACUUGAGCUAAAGGAAGAGACAAUUGAGAGCCUAUUAGCCGCAGCAUGUCUUCUCCAGCUCUCGCAAGUUAUUGAGGUCUGCUGCAACUUUUUAAUGAAACAACUUCACCCAUCCAACUGCCUGGGGAUCCGCUCAUUUGCUGAUGCUCAAGGAUGCAUGGAUCUGCUGAAUGUGGCACACAACUACACCAUGGAACACUUUUUAGAAGUCAUUCAGAACCAGGAGUUUCUCUUACUUCCUACAACGGAAAUAGUCAAGCUACUGUCCAGUGAUGACAUCAAUGUUCCAGACGAAGAGACCAUUUUCCAGGCACUGAUGAUGUGGGUGCGCUAUGAUGUGCAGCGUCGGCAAAAAGAUCUAGGAUUAUUACUCGCCUACAUACGCCUACCCCUUCUGCCGCCUCAGCUUCUUGCUGACUUGGAAAACAAUAAGAUGUUUUCUGAAGAUCUGGAAUGUCAAAAGCUACUGAUGGAGGCCAUGAAGUACCAUUUGUUGCCAGAGCGUCGGCCGAUGCUACAGAGUCCCAGGACCAAACCACGCAAGUCCACUGUAGGGGCACUCUAUGCAGUAGGAGGCAUGGAUGCCUCAAAAGGUUCUACAACAAUAGAGAAGUAUGAUCUUCGCACUAAUACAUGGAUCCAGGUUGGCAUAAUGAAUGGUCGGAGGCUUCAAUUUGGUGUAGCAGUCAUCGAUAACAAGCUCUAUGUGGUAGGGGGAAGGGAUGGCCUCAAGACAUCCAAUACAGUGGAGUGCUAUGAUCCACUCACUAAAGUGUGGUCCAACAUGCCUCCUAUGUCAACCCACAGACAUGGACUAGGGAUCGCUGUCCUGGAAGGGCCUAUGUAUGCGGUGGGAGGGCAUGAUGGAUGGAGCUAUCUGAACACAGUUGAGAGGUGGGACCCCCAGGCAAGACAGUGGAAUUAUGUGGCCAGUAUGUCCACUCCUCGCAGCACAGUAGGAGUCACUGCUCUCAACGGAAAGCUGUUUGCGGUGGGUGGACGUGACGGCAGCUCGUGCCUCCGCUCCAUGGAAUGUUUUGAUCCCCACACUAACAAAUGGAGCACGUGCGCACCAAUGGCGAAGCGGAGAGGAGGAGUGGGCGUGGCCACCUACAACGGCUUUCUGUACGCUGUCGGCGGCCAUGACGCACCAGCUUCAAACCACUGCUCUCGCCUCUCUGACUGUGUGGAGAGGUAUGACCAAAAAACAGACACGUGGACCAUGGUGUCGUCCCUCAGUGUUCCACGUGAUGCAGUGGGAGUGUGUUUGCUUGGUGACAAGCUAUAUGCAGUAGGUGGAUACGAUGGCCAAUCCUAUCUAAACAGCGUAGAGUCCUAUGAUGCACAGAAUAACGAAUGGACCGAGGAGGUGCCAUUGAACAUUGGCAGAGCUGGGGCCUGUGUGGUGGUGGUUAAAUUACCUUGAGCAUUCAGGCCAUGUUCUUACAGGAGACACACCAGCAGUGGAAAACAAACAACAUAUGGAAUUUUUAAUUUUAGUGGGUUUUUUUUUCUUGGGUAACAAUAAUGUGAAGGGCCUCCUUGUUGGGUAUUGCCUAAUAGCUGAUUAUUGCAAUAGUAGACACUGAAAAUAAAUGUGAAUGUAUCAAAUCUCUGCAUAUAACACUUUACGCUUUGAAUUUAGAAAUUAGAAUUUCUUUCUUUUCCUUCUUCUUCUUCUUCUUUUUUUUUCUAAACCAAUAAAUUCAAGAAAAGUGUGAUGUUUACCAGAUUUGUUUUCAUGUAUACAUUUUGUGUCAUUAUGUAUUAAUAACUUUCAGCAACCCAAAGUGAAAUGCAGUUACAGAAUAAGAUAAAUUGCAGAUUUCUUUAUUUAAUUUCUGUGUUUUAAGAAAAAUAAAUAUUUUUGACUCUUCGACAAUGCAUUUAAAAACACUGUGAAUACAUCUAGUUGUGAGCUUGCAUCCAGUUGUGAGUUAUUACACUCAAAAAAGGUUGGGAGAUCAUUUAAACAAAUGUUAUACACUUUUUACGUAAGGCUAGACAUAGCAUGAAACUACUCAACAGACAUUUUUUAAGAAGCUUUCAAUAAAGUAGCUGCAAAACACCAAAGUAUCAUGUGAUAGUAGUCAUUUUUAACUUUUAAUGUUUACAAAAUAGUGAAUAUACAAAUAUAUCAUAUUGAUAUUUCACAUUAAUGUAUAGUUUUUGUAAUUAUGUCAUGUAUAUAUUUCCUGAAUCAGUGUUAUAAAUGUAUUUUAUGAUCAUCUUUUUUUUUUCUGGCAUGCUGCUUGGGUAUAUUUGAAUGCCACACUAUAAUGCUUUCGUAUGUUAUCACAUCCAUUUCCAGAGGUCAACACUACUGUGUUUGGAUUAAAGCAGUGUUUAUAUGUUUUGACCUCUUUCCAUUGCCAUGUAGGUGAAUAUUUCACAAGUGAUACUGACGUAAAAUUUCUGAAUUAGAAUUUAAACAUACCCAUAAAAUGAGUUCUUGAAAAUAAUUUUUAUUUGUACUUAGUGAUUUGCUAUUUGUAACCAUCAAGAUUUCCAGAUACAUGUAUUUUACUUUUCAUCAUUUUAUAUAGCAUGUAAACAUAAAUAAAAUCUUUUCUCCCUC
This is a messenger RNA of Ictalurus furcatus (blue catfish), 8252 nucleotides long. It is a transcript of the gene klhl4, whose product is annotated as kelch-like family member 4. The transcript is spliced from 12 exons. Gene Ontology annotation, molecular function: protein binding. The coding region runs from base 4941 to 7100 and encodes 719 amino acids. Lineage: Eukaryota; Metazoa; Chordata; Actinopteri; Siluriformes; Ictaluridae. The record is from RefSeq and is a predicted model, not a curated record.